This is a messenger RNA of Paramecium pentaurelia, 246 nucleotides long. NCBI's taxonomy places the organism in Eukaryota, Ciliophora, Oligohymenophorea, Peniculida, Parameciidae. The record is from the annotation of a GenBank genome assembly.
AUGGGGUGCCAUAUUUAGAAACACUAAUAUACAAAGAAUGACAUCAUAAUCUCAUCUCCUAAUCCUACAGUACCAUCCUCUCAUGAUAUAAUUUUGAUGCCUUAUGCUCUUGAUUAAUAGCAUCCUGCUUCAAGGAUACCAAUUCAAAUUCUUUGGAAUAGUGAAGUUCAAAGAACAAAAGAAUAGUCAUCUGAAAUAACUAAUUCAAUUUCACCGAAUAUUAUUUCCAAACAAACAUAAAAAUGA